CACCGUGAGGAAUUCAGUUGACAAGACAAAUCGUUUGUACUGUAUGCACGCUUCCAUUCUCACCUACUGAAUUAAAGUUGUCAUGAAAGUUUAAAAGUUCUCAAAAGCUACUAUAUUGAGCACAGUGAAUUGUUUUCAAGUUUAUAAUGGCGUGAUAAUGUUUCGGACAAUGUUUUUGUUGCUCAUGUACUUGCAGAACUAUCAUUUAUGAGCACAGAUAGCGAAGUAAACUUGUGACUGCUUCGUGUUGUAUUAUUCAUUUUUGAACAAGAUUUUACUAGUUCCAAUUGAUUGUUGUGGUGUUUUUGUGUUCCUAGCAACGGGAUUGUGAUGAAAACUAGUUUAAUAACAAUAUUGUUAAAUCUAACACAUGACUGUCGUUUAAGAUGUGAUAAAGUGAUAUGUAGUGGUUACCUGUAACUUUACGUGUCAUGGAAGAGUUAGAGCGGUUGUUCAAGAUGAAACCAGUUAUAGUUAUAGGGACCCUGUUAGUGUUCCUUUCUGGUGUUAUUCAUACCACUACCCCGUUGGACACAGUGCAAAUGCAGCCACCAAGAUUCAGCAUGCAACCAUCAUCUUCAAAUAGUAUAGUCAGGGAAGGAACUACUAAAAUAUUGCAGUGCUCUGCGAUAGGUAUUCCACAACCAAUGUAUCGAUGGUUAAAAAACGGCAUGCCGUUAGGUGAUUACUCUUCAGAGCUAUUUUAUAAAAUUCACAAUACUCAACGACAAGACGCCGGUGCAUACCAGUGUAUCGCUAAGAAUGACGUCGGAGCAAUUUUCAGUGAAAAGAAUAACAUUGUUGUUGCCUAUAUGGGCGUAUUUGACAAUGCUUUGGAGCAAGUAAUAUCUGUGGAGUCCGGCCGUGCAGCUAUUUUGGAGUUCCCUCGUAUUGAAUCAGAACCAUCACCCUCUGUUAUUUGGCAAGAUGAAAAUGGUACCCUGCGUUAUGAUCAAAAAUACGCUAUAACAGAUAAACACCAACUUGUCAUACUUUGUACUUCACAUGAAGAUGAGCGGUCUUAUAGGGUAAGAGCAAUAAACACGCAACUAGGAAAGGAAGAAAACAGUCCUUAUAUAAGACUUAAUGUAUAUGGAGAUGACUAUAAAGAAAUUCCUCCAGAAAUUAUCAUUAAACCAGAGGAUACAAAAAUAAUUAAAGGUCAAGAAUAUGUAAAUUUAUACUGCGUAGCAAAUGCAAGACCGCUUCAUGAAUUGGAAACACUUUGGUUUAAAGAUGGAAUUAUGGUCGACAUGGCUGGUAUUACUUUUGAUUUAAAUGACCAGUGGAAUAGAACUCUCAGUCUCAUUUCCGUUAAUUUAACGCACACGGGACAAUAUACGUGCCAGGCCCGACUUAAAUCGGGUGGAUUUGCCACAGUUACAGCUUCAGCCACGGUGACUGUUUAUGAAAAACCAGUAUUCCUUAGCAAUUUAAAAUCUGAAACCUUUGGUGAAUUUGGCAGUACUAUAGUUUUGGAAUGUAACGUUCAAGGUGUACCUUUGCCAAGUAUAACAUGGUACAAGGAUGCUAGAAAAAUAUCAAGUGUUGGAAUUGAAGCAGCCGUAACUGAUAAUGCAGAUGUUUACGACGGCGAGGGCAGGUACCGCGUAGAAGUGAACAGAUCUCUCGUCAUUAAUAACCUAAGAAUGGAAGACAUGGGCAUUUAUCAGUGCAUAGCCAGCAACGAAGCCGGAGAAUCUUCCAUUUACACUUGGUUAAAAAUCAAGACGUCCCCGCCCAUAAUGCAGACUCCGCCGGCGAACCUCACGGUGCUAGACGGAAAGGACGCCACGAUCGCUUGCCGGGCAGUUGGCGCGCCAACUCCCAAUGUCACUUGGUACUUCAACGAUUCUCUAAUAAUUAAUCUAUCGGGACGACUUCAAGCUUUGGAAGAAGGGGACUUGCUUAUUACCGGUACUACCACAGCCGACAGCGGGAAGUACACCUGUGUGCGGUCGAAUGACGCAGGAAACGUUUCGGGAGAAGCCUAUCUGACGGUGCUCGUAAGGACACAGAUUAUUGCACCGCCUGUAGACACAAGGGUUCUGCUUGGCCACACAGCCACGAUGCAGUGUAAAGUUUCUAAUGACCCCAAUGUCAAAUACAACAUCGAUUGGUUUCAUAACCAACAGCCAAUGACAGCCGGUUCCCGUAUUUGGGUGACACCAGAUGGUGCACUCCAAGUGCAAGCUGUUCGUGCCAGUGACGCAGGCGAGUACACAUGCGUGGUGACGUCACCGGGGGGCAACCACACCCGCCGCGCCGUUCUCUCCGUCAUCGAGCUACCUUUCGCCCCCACCAACGUUCGGGCGCACAAGCUCGACGGAGCGUCACAAAGAGCCAUCAAUGUCACUUGGACGCCAGGCUUCGAUGGCAACUCACCGAUACAGAAAUUUAUAGUACAAAAGCGAAUCGUACCAGAAUUUGGACCCACGCCCGAUCCACUUUUGAACUGGGUGACGGAGACUAUGAAUGUGUCAGCUAAUCAGCGCUGGGUGCUCCUGACGAGUUUGAAAGCUGCCACAUCUUACCAGUUCAGAGUUUCUGCUGUGAACACUGUUGGCGAGGGACCACCUUCCGACCCUACUGAUGUUCUAACACUGCCGCAAGAAGCCCCAUCAGGUCCACCUGUUGGUUUCAUGGGAUCUGCACGUUCUUCUUCCGAGAUCAUAACUCAAUGGCAACCGCCUCUGGAAGAGCACAGAAAUGGGCACAUACUCGGAUAUGUCAUUAGAUACAGGCUCCGAGGCUACGACAACAGCCCGUGGACAUAUCAGAACAUCACGAACGAGGCUCAGCGGAAUUACCUUAUCCAAGACCUUAUUACCUGGAAGGAUUAUAACGUGCAGAUUGCUGCAUAUAACGAUAAGGGGGUUGGUGUAUUCUCCGAUAGUUACACUAUUAAAACUAAAGAAGGAAUACCAGAGGCACCGCCGGAUAGCGUCCGCUGUGAACCUCACAACUCUACAGCCAUCACUGUUUGGUGGACACCACCAAAUCCACAGAAAAUCAACGGCAUUAAUCAGGGUUACAAAAUCCAGGCCUGGAGAUGGGACGACAAUGAGGGUGAUAACAUAGAACAAAAGCUUGUCAGCGUGCCGCCCAAUCUGUUAGACCCACUUACAGAACAGACUGCCAUCAUCGGCGAUCUAGAAAAGUUCACAGACUACAACAUAUCAGUACUCUGCUUCACUGAACCGGGCGAUGGGCCCCGGAGCGAAUAUAUAUUAGUGAGGACAAAGGAAGACAUUCCCGACGAAGUUGGAAGUUUGCAAUUUGAUGAUAUUUCGGAUCGUGCCGUCCGAGUAUCCUGGUCUCCGCCCAAGAAAUCUAAUGGAAUUCUAAUCGGCUACAAAUUAUCUUAUCAAAUAAAAGACGAUCCGAAUUCAUUCAAAGACGAAGUGCUCCAGGCAAACGUUACAAGUAUCAAAGUUGAACACUUACAGGCAAGCACUCAUUACAAGUUUCACUUGUGUGCGUUGACAAGUGUCGGAGAAGGCCCAGCGCGGUCGGCCACCAUACAAUCCGGCGUCGAGCCAGUACUUCCUGAUGCUCCUCGGAAUCUGGCUUUGUCAAAUAUAGAAGCAUUCUCAGUGCUGCUGCAGUUCACGCCAGGGUUCGACGGAAAUUCGUCUAUUUCUUUGUGGACAGUACAAGCUCAAACGGCGCGUAACUCGUCAUGGGUAACAAUAUACGAAGUGAACGCGCCGGACGCCCAGUCGAUCCUAGUGACUGGCUUGAUCCCCUUCACCACGUACCGUUUGCGUGUGAUCGCGACCAACGUGGUGGGGUCGUCGCAACCUUCGGAGCCCUGCAAGGAAUUUCAAACAAUACAAGCGCCGCCGCAGCAUCCGCCUAGAAAUGUCACAGUGCGAGCAGUCAGCGCGAAUAAUUUGCGAGUGCGAUGGAUUCCAUUACAACAAAGCGAGUGGUACGGUAAUCCGAAAGGCUACAAUAUAUCAUACAAGCGAAGUGGCACAAACGACACCUUAUUUAUAAUCAUGGAAGAUCACACAGCCAAUUCUCACAUACUUUCAAACUUGGAGGAAUGGUCGCUGUAUGAGAUCAAAAUGACUGCCAUCAAUGAAGUAGGCACCUCUGCUGAAAGUCCAACUGCCACUGAAAGAACGAGGGAAGCAGUGCCAUCUCGAGGUCCAAUAGAAGUGUCAGCGAAUGCGACCUCAUCAACAACUGUUGUCGUACUCUGGGGAGAUAUACCAGUACAAGACCAGAAUGGUCUUAUCGAAGGCUACAAAGUUUGCUACGCGGCCGUCGUGCCUCCGCCGCGGCCGGAACACAAGAAAGUAGAGUGCCAAGCCAUAGCGUCAAACCAAACGCAUACAAUAACUUUGACAGAGCUAAGGAAAUAUGUAGUGUACCAAAUACAGGUCUUGGGUUAUACGAGAUUGGGUGACGGAGUCCUAAGCGAUCCUCCAAUAACUGUGAGAACCUUCGAAGACACUCCUGGACCACCCUCGAAUGUAUCGUUCCCUGACGUGACUUUCACAACAGCGCGUAUUAUUUGGGACGUACCAGAAGAUCCCAACGGCGAAAUACUAGCGUACAAAGUCACGUAUCAUUUGAAUAACACAUCACAACAUAUGUUUUCGAGAGAAUUCUUGCCAUCGGAUCGAACUUUUAGAGCAACAGAGCUGGCGUCGGAGCGGUACUACCUGUUCUCGGUGACGGCGCAGACGCGGCUGGGCUGGGGCGCCACCAGCCGCGCGCUCGUGCUGACCACCGUGAACCGCGUGGCGCCCGCGCCGCCCGCGCGGCCCAACGUGGCGCGCUCGCUGCUGCAGCCCCACCACAUCACGUUCUCGUGGACGCCCGGAGAUGACGGCUAUGCGCCGCUCAGGUAUUACACUGUACAACAGAAAGAAGAGGGUGGAACGUGGCAGACUAUACCUGAACGCGUGGAUCCGUUUGCUACUUCCUAUACGGCGGAAGGGCUGAAACCUUACACGGCGUAUCAGUUCAGAAUACAAGCCACUAAUGACAUCGGUCCGAGUCGCUUCAGUAAUGCCACGGAAACCGUCAGGACUCUACCCGCAGCUCCAAGCAAAGCCGUCGAGAACCUCCACGUUGUGCCGAUAACGCCCAGCAGUGUUCGCGUGCAAUGGUCACCUCUUGCCGAGCCUUACUGGAGCGGUGACACCCGCACAGGCGGCUACCGCGUGCUGUACCAGCCACUCACAGACUUCCCCACGGCGCUGCAGCAGACCAUGAAGCAGGAGGUGCCUGGCAUCAAGAGCGAGGAGGUGGUGCUGACGGAGCUGUCGGUGGACCGCAACUACGAGAUCAGCGUGGUGGCGGUGAACGCCAUGGGCGCGGGCCCGGGCCGCACGCCCGCCGUGGUGUGGGUGGGCGAGGCCGUGCCCACGGCGCCGCCGCGCGCCGUGGCGGCGCUGCCCGCCUCGCCCACGGAGGUGGCGCUCACGUGGCUGCCGCCGCUCGAGGCGCAGCAGAACGGAGACCUGCUCGGCUAUAAGAUAUUCUACCUAAUGACCGAAUCUCCAGAAGAACCAGAACCGGGACGCAAGGCAGAAGAGGAAAUCGAAGUAGUUCCAGCCACUGCCACUUCUCACUCCUUAGUGUUCCUCGAUAAAUUUACCCAAUACCGAAUUCAGGUUUUAGCGUUCAACCCUGCUGGCGACGGUCCGCGUUCAACAGCGGUGCUGGCACGCACUCACCAGGGAUUGCCCUCCGCGCCACGGAAUAUAACUUUCACCGACAUCACAAUGAACAGUCUAGUGGUCUCAUGGCAGCCACCCUAUCGUCGAAAUGGCCUCAUACAGUCAUAUCUUGUGACAUAUGAGACUAUACAACAGGAUGAACGGUUCAGCAAGCAAGUGAAGCAGAAGGUGACGGAGCGGCAACUGGCGGUGGGGGGGCUGGAGGAGGAGGUGGAGUACCGGUUCAGCGUGCGCGCGCUGACGGUGGGCGCGGGCGGCGCGGCGGAGGCGCGCGUGCGCACGGGCCCGCAGCCGGGCGCGCCCGCCGCGCCGCGCGCGCUGCGCCUGCAGCCCGACCCCGCCGCGCUGCGCCUGGCCUGGGCCAACUCGCCCAGCGGCGACGGUGAACUCCAGGGGUACUACUUCGAGGCUAGGAAGAAAGAUGACACGAGAUGGGAAACAAUAACGCGUACCAGUAACGGUAUGCUUGAAGAGUUCACGAUAUCUUAUCAGAGUCUUCUCCCCUCCACCGCGUACUCGUUCCGUGUGAUCGCGUACAACAAGCACGGGAUCAGCAAUCCCGCCUACAGCGACAAAGUGAUCGUGACGCCGUCGAAGCUGUACUUGGAAUAUGGAUACCUGCAAUACCGACCGUUUUACCGUCGCACGUGGUUCAUGGUGGCGUUGGCGGCCGCCUCCAUCAUAAUAAUCAUCAUGGUCAUCGCCAUACUAUGUGUCAAGAGCAAGAGUUACAAGUAUAAAAAAGAAGCACAGAAGACAUUGGAGGAGUCGCUGGCGGGCGAGACAGAGGAGCGCGGCUCGCUGGGCAUGGAGCUGUACCGGUCGCGGCAGAGCUCGGUGGGCAGCGCGGGCGGCGUGACGGGCACGCUGCGCCGCAAGCCGCCGCCGCAGCUCGCCAAGUCGCCGCCGCGGCCCUCGCCGCUGUCCGUGGCCUACCACAGCGACGAGGAGAGCCUGCGCGGCUACGACGAGAACCCCGACGACUCUUCCCUCACUGAGAAACCCUCCGAGAUGAGCUCCUCCGACUCACAGAAUUCGGAGAGCGAAAAUGAAAGUGUUAAAUCGGAGCCACACUCAUUCGUAAAUCACUACGCAAACGUGAACGAUACCCUGCGGCAGUCUUGGAAGCGGCAGCGGCCCAUACGGCAGUACUCCAGCUACACGGACUCCGAGCCCGAGGGCAGCGCCACCAUCAGCCUCAACGGCGGUCAAAUCGUCAUGAACAACAUGGCACGUUCUAGAGCUCCGCUCCCCGGUUUCUCCUCCUUCGUAUGACAGGAGCCUGACGCGACAAGCGCGUUAUCUAUACAUUUAUAACCUCACUGCCCAUUCCCUAUUUAGUUCAUUUUUUUUGCUAUUAUUUCCAAUGUACAUAUCAAUUUUUAAGCUUUACUUUAUAGUGGUUAAUCAUUACCUAUUAUAAUAUUUAAGGCUUUAUUUCUGAUGUAAGUUCGUAAGACCAAUGGUACUUUGGAUCUCUUUAAAGUAAUACGAUUUUUAUGAGUAGCAUCAUUUUUUAAUAAUUUUAAAUGUAGUUAACUUACAAUGUAAUGUAUACACAAUGGUAAAACUUUUAUACUACAUGUUUUUGCUUGAAUGUUCAAUACAUGUAGUUUCAUUUAAAAAUUAUUAUCCAAUAAGCGCUUUGUGAAAUAGGAGAUUCUCUAUACACCGAAUGAUCAAAUAAAAUUAAGUGAUUUAUGGUGAUAAGUACUUAAAAGAUUUUGAUUUUUUUUGUAAAUAAAGUAGGAACUCGCUAUCAGUAUUGAUUAGUGUUUAGCCAUUUAUUUAGACUCUUCUCUGCUUCUUAAUUUUAGAGCAGCCUUUUGUAAAGGUUUUUUUAUGAUAUUUUAUUGUUAAAAUAUGAAAUUGACUGAUAGAUGUAGAUUUAAAACAUUUUUUGUAAAUACUUUUUAAAACACAAACAAGAAUAUAAUUUAUAUGUUCUAAACGUUACAAUUAUAUACAUUUUUAUUAUAUUUCUCAUUUUUAACUCUCCCAUAAUCAAAUUUACGUCAAAAUGCUUCCUGCUUUUUAAUUUAAUAAAAUGUAUAAGUAACUAUAAUUUUACCAUUAUAGCAUUUAUUUACCAGAUACUUAUUACCUAACUUUCUGUUCCAUUCCAGUGCUUUUAUAGCCCAUAACGUAUAUUAUUGAAUUUUAUUGGCAUUUAUAACAUUCCAAAUAUGUACCUUUAUGUAUUUAAUGAAAUUUAUUCGAAAAGAUACUUUGACUUAAUAUCCAUUCAAUCAUUUUAAAAGCAGGUGCCAUUAACUUUUAUACUGUUAGUUUAUGUUAGUUCAUAUCUGACAAUAUAUUAAUUUAUAAAAUUA
Messenger RNA from Amyelois transitella, 8032 nucleotides. RefSeq names its product protein sidekick (gene sdk). Gene Ontology annotation, biological process: cell-cell adhesion. The record is from RefSeq and is a predicted model, not a curated record. Bases 432 to 6974 code for a protein of 2180 amino acids. NCBI's taxonomy places the organism in Eukaryota, Metazoa, Arthropoda, Insecta, Lepidoptera, Pyralidae. The transcript has 28 exons. Gene Ontology annotation, molecular function: protein binding.